AUGACAUCCACCAGCGACACCAAGGAGGCAGUGGAGGUCGUGAAUGGAAGGCCUCUUCAGCUUGUGACCAUCAAAAUGGCUGACAAUGAGGUCCGUGUGAACGAUGAGGCAAUGGAGGAGCUCACCAAUAACUUGGUGGCGACUGGCUGUGAUAAGAUAUCCGUGGUAUCUAUCAUGGGAGCAUAUCGCACAGGGAAGAGUUUUAUGCUGGAUUUGUUCUUACGAUACCUUCGCUACACUGAUGAUAAGGAGGACAGCGACUACCCUUUGGGUCAUAGUGCUGCGCUUAAUGCAAGGAGGAGCAGCAGUUUGGACGAUAAAUUCAAGGCGCCAGGAUGGCUCGUUGCUCAGGGUGACUCUCUGCAAGAAGGACAGCAGGCAACAGACUCCCAUGGCUUCCAUUGGAGACCUGGAAUGGACAAGUGUACCGAGGGUAUCUGGGUGUGGUCUGUACCUUUCGUGAGACAACUCAAUUCUGGAGAGAAAGUAGCAUUGGUGCUGAUGGACACACAAGGCGCUUGGGACUCUAAGAUGACGAAGGAGCAGUCGGCUACUGUGUUUGGUCUCACAGCUGUGCUGUCCAGUAAGCAGAUCUACAACACAUCCAAGCAAAUUCAGGAGGAUAAGGUGGAAAAUCUUCAUUUUUUUAUGGAAGUGGCAUCGGCUGCAUUGCGUGUAUCGGGCGAUGAAGGGGCUCAGCGAGGGAAGCCUUUCCAAUGCUUAGAGUUCCUGGUCCGAGACUGGGCUAACUUUGAUGAUGAUAUGUCUGUUAAGGACUGCCUAGCCCAGAUGAAGGAGCAUCUAAAUCAACAUAUGGAUGAGCAUAGAGUUCGUGACGACUCCACAGCAGUGGCGCUGAACAAAAUGUUCGAGAGUGUUUCGUGCUUCUGUCUACCGCAUCCUGGCUUGAGGAUCCAGAAGAAGGGGUGGUCGGGAAGACUUGCCGACAUCGAUCAUGAUUUCAUAAGGUUCCUUGACCUCUAUGUUCGAUCGGUUUUCACUGAUCCCCAUCUCCACGCUAAAACCAUCCUCGGCAAGCCUCUCUCCCCUCAAACCUUCGGCCCUGUUGUCAAGGCCUUCGUUGAGGCAUUUGCUAAUGCUGUACCGGCUGCUGCUACCUUCACCCAGGCUAUGGCCAGGAGUAGCAACCUCUUGGGUAAGGAGCAGGCUAUCAACACCUAUAAGUCGGAUAUGGAGGCAGCUAUUGGUCCGAAGACUGGCAGUGGUAUCAAACCAGAUCAGCUCGAGCGUGCGGCCAUGAGAGCGAGGACCAUGGCAUUGCAGAGCUUUUCUAAGCAGACACUGUUUGGACCUGAUGAGGAGAGGGAGAAGACGAAAGAUGAACUCGUUAAGGAAAUCGACGGUCUUCUCGACUAUUAUAAGGAGGAGAAUCAGCAUCGUAUGGAGAAGUCCCUUGCAGCAUUCGCUGGUGUGACGGUAUUGGUUAUUGUACUCUAUCUGAUGGACAAGUUCUCUGACUUUGCCUGUGAUUGGUACUCUGAUACGUGCGUGAGAUUCUCCAAUGUUCUUUUCUCGAUCUACUUCACGAUUAUCGUCGUCAUCGGAGUGAAUGUCUUCCUAUUGUACCGAGACCGUGGCCAGGUUGCGGCUGCUUCGGCGCUGUUGGAAAUGGUCAAGGCAUCGAUCAAUCUUGGCCUGGGGUACGCAGAGAAGGUCCGAGAAAAUCCCGAUAAGCAGCACCUAGUGGCAGUGGCUCGCAGCUUUGCCAGUGACUGCUCUGCUGGCCUCAGACCAGUCUACCAUAAAGUGAUAGACGUUAUACAACCAUCAGCGUUGCACCAUACAGCAGAUCUUCCAACACUUCAUAAAGAGGACUCGGGAAUUGAAAUGACCGACGUGAAACCAAGUGAUGCUGAGAAGGCCCGAAGACGUCACAAGCGCUCGGAGUGA
Messenger RNA from Perkinsus marinus ATCC 50983, 1911 nucleotides. RefSeq names its product atlastin, putative. The record is from RefSeq and is a predicted model, not a curated record. The transcript is spliced from 20 exons. Bases 1 to 1911 code for a protein of 636 amino acids. NCBI's taxonomy places the organism in Eukaryota, Perkinsozoa, Perkinsida, Perkinsidae. Gene Ontology annotation, molecular function: GTP binding; GTPase activity.